AUGGCCCCUUCAAAUGAGCCCAAGGCCAAGGGCAAAAAGCUGGCCAAGGUGCCACGACUCAAGCUCACUCUCAAGGCCCCGGCCAAGGCCGCCCCAAAGGUCUCCGACGAGGUUUUCCUUUUGACGCUUCUCAAGGACGUCAAGGUGGAUCACGGAGCAGCCGCUGCUGCCCUCGGCAUCAAGAAGCCCGCCAGCCGGAUGCGCUUUAUCCGGCUACAACAGAAGUACGGGUUCAAGGCUGUAGGACACCGCCAGAAGAAGGAGGCGCCUGCCAAUGACGCCGAUGUCACCCAGGGCGAGGCCGGAGAGCAGGCUUCUGAGAACCGAGACGACUAG
This is a messenger RNA of Penicillium mononematosum, 336 nucleotides long. RefSeq lists its product as uncharacterized. The record is from RefSeq and is a predicted model, not a curated record. Bases 1 to 336 code for a protein of 111 amino acids. NCBI's taxonomy places the organism in Eukaryota, Fungi, Ascomycota, Eurotiomycetes, Eurotiales, Aspergillaceae. The transcript is spliced from 2 exons.